Molecule: messenger RNA, 3177 nt
Organism: Trichomycterus rosablanca
Lineage: Eukaryota; Metazoa; Chordata; Actinopteri; Siluriformes; Trichomycteridae
Gene: vamp8
Product: vesicle-associated membrane protein 8 (endobrevin)
Exons: 3
Coding region: 208-612 (134 amino acids)
Biological process (GO): mucus secretion; SNARE complex assembly; vesicle-mediated transport
Cellular component (GO): SNARE complex; mucin granule; plasma membrane
Molecular function (GO): syntaxin binding; SNAP receptor activity
Source: RefSeq, a predicted model, not a curated record
GGUGUUCGAAUCGCACCGGUCUUGAGGAGGAAUUCAGGCGGACGAGGAAGAGAAGUUGGACGGCCGAGAAUCAGGAAGUUUAAAAACAUUAACUUCGAAUAAAAAUCAGAAUUCGGAGCCGGUGUCGGACUGUGCGGGAGGAUCCAGGAGAGAUCCGGUGUUUAAUGCUGUUAUAGUCGCGGUUAAAUCGGUGCUUCUGGUUAGAAGAUGGAUCCCAACACACUGGAGCAGGGGCGCGGCGGCGGCGGUGGUGCGGGGGCGGCGGCUGCCCCGGAGGAAGUGGACCGUGUGAAGUCACUGCAGUCGCAGGUGGACGGCGUGAAGGACAUCAUGACCGAGAACGUGGAGCGGAUCCUGGCGCGAGGGGAGCGACUGGACGACCUGAUGGACAAAUCCGAGGACCUGAAGGCCGGGGCGCAGAACUUCAAGCACACGUCUCAGAAGGUGGCCCGAGCUUACUGGUGGAAGAACGUCAAGCUGAUGCUGGUGAUCUUCAUCAUCGUGGCCGUCAUCGUGCUCAUCAUCAUCCUGCUGGCCACGGGGGUCAUCCCGACCGGCAGCAGCUCCAAACCGGGACCCCAACCUCCACCUCAACCCACCAAAAAACCCUGAGCGCCCCACGUACGAGCUCUUUACAGGAAAACGUCUUUGUGCUUUAUUUUAAUUUCUUCUAAACGUAAAACGUUCUAGGUUAUGAAAACGUGAACCAAUUACAUAUAUAGUUUGGUAAACGAACAUAAAUCGUCUUUAAACAAACCUUUUCCUAAUUAAAUACUGUAAAAUUUAAUAAAUAUGUAAAAAUAGCAGCACCAAAACAGCCUUAACAUCUCGAGAGUGAGUCCAGGCGUCGUCCCUCCUGCAUCAUUAGUAGCACAACGUUCCUCUCAAACGUUCAGUCUCGUCUCUCUAGGAAAGCGAUUUCAUUCUGAUGGAAAAUAUUUCAGUUCUUUUAGGAAAUAAAAGCUGGAAUUUACGUUUAAAGUCACAUAGCGGAAUAAAAUCUGUAGUUAUUUUUUAUUUUGAUGUUACUGGUAGGAAACUGAGGAAAGCUGAAAAUAUCUGUGGUUACAGUAAAUAAUAUAGAUCCUAAUCUUCUAAAUGAGCUUUUCUAUUAUUAAACAUUUAGUAUCAUAGUAUUUUGUAUCAGAAGAUAACUUUAUAAGGUAAAAUAUAUAUGUAUAACUUAUCUACGUAAAAAUAAAGUUUGACCUUAAAUUGUGGACAUUUCUGUUCCAGCAUAUUGUGUAAAGUGAGCCACUGAAUGAGGGGAUUUUAAUAAUAUGAACAUAAUUCUACACUGUAUGUCUGGAACUGGUCAUAAAUAAAUACAUUACAGAAUAAUUACUAUAUAAAACCAACAUUCUUUAUAAAUAUUUAUAUGUAUAGAAUAAUGAUCUAAUUCUAACCUAAGCAUCGUGUGGUCAUUAGUAGAAGAAACAGAUUCGGACGUUUAACACAGACGCUACACGACCUGAAAAGCACCAGAGAAUCGAUCCAGCAUGAACGGUUUAAAAUAUAUUCACUCAAUUCAACAAUAAAAAAAUUGUCAUUAGUGUUUUCUAGAUGUUUCUAAUAUAAAAUAGAUUAAAUAUUUCAUAAGAAAGCUGAAGUGUCGUUGUUAGUUUCUAGACAUUCUGACAGGAACAAAUCCAGAAAUGAAGGAACUAAAAUAAAUAAUAAUUAUUAUUAUUAACUGUUUAAUAUUAAAGGUGGAAAAUCUUCUGUUAAACUGUUAAAACUCCAUUCAUGUGUAAAACAUUAUAAAAUAUAAAAAAUAUGUAUUAUAUCAAUGAGCUCCAGUUACUAAACUAAGCAACAUUACGCAACACUGUACGUCUGGAUGUGUCCAAAAAUAUCCGGACACACACCCAACAUCAUAAAUCCGCUGGAUCUGAAUUCAUGGAGGAAUAUUUAAAAGUUUCAUACUGAAAAAGAUCCAGAAAUGAGUUUUUAAUUCCCUGAGCUCACACACCCAUUCACCUAUAGGGCAAGUCAGUGUCUCCAGCAUGUUUUUGGACUGUGGGAGGAAACCGGAGCUCCCGAGGGAAACCCAUGCAGAAAGGACUCGGACCGCCCCGUCUGGGGAUCGAACCCAGGACCUUGUUGCUACCCGACUGUUUUAAAUAAGCAGUAAAUUUAAAGAUCCUUGCGGACACCCUGUGGGGAAAAAAUAGAUUAAAAUAUUAAAAUGAAUGAAUCCAAAAAUAUCUAAAUGUUUAUACAUCAAUAUUUUAAAUAUCUGGGAACGUAUUUGAUGUGUUACUCAGUUAAAGUAGCUGAUAUUUGCCUGUCAGUGCUGGAACUUUUAAGAAGGAUUAGCAUUUCCGAAAGUUAGAAACAUCUGGAAACGUUACGUAAGCCUUUUUCUAAGCGGCCACAUGAACCCUGAAACAUCUGGAAAUCAAAAUAAAAUGUGGAAACUUGCGGGAAUGCCAGAGCCUGGAAUGUCCUGGAUGUUAAAGCUGGGUGAAUUUGGAACUCUGAACGGUGCAGAGGUUCAGGAAGGUGUGUUCAUUGUUACGUCCUGAUGAACGACGGGAGCCGAUGCGCUUUGCUUUAUGUUAAAAACCUCAUCGUUUCCAGUCGUUCAGGGUUUCUGUGGCUGGGAACGUCAUGAAGGAAACGCCCCGAGUUCCUAAACUGAACCUUAUGGCGUGAAUUCAUCAGUGAUAUUGAGAUUUUUGUUAGUGAUGAUAGAGUUACGAUUAUAGUGCAAUAAGGAAUCAUAUGGAAGAGUUGGCUCUUGGCUCUGAUUGCUGUUACGUAAUAAAAUCUAAUCAGGACCAAAAGUUUAGUCUUUCUGUAAAUACAUUUUAUGAUAUUUCUAUAUAUAUAUAUUUUUAUCUCAAAUCACCCAAAUCUAAUUCUUUAUAAUCCAUAUGAACUUUAUUUAUUGCUCAGAAUCUUACUCAGCUGUUUUUAGCCUGUAUAGUGAUCAGGAAUGAAAUGAAAAGCAUAGUAAUAUUCACAUAUUCAGAUCCUAAACUGAUUCUAGUCGUAGGAAUACUUUAAUAAGGGCUAAAACACGUGUCUCUAUAUUAGUUCCAGUUCUGAAUCAUUUUACUGUGUCUUGUACCUUUUCUGUUCUUUUUUUCUAAUGAAGAUACGCAUGUACACGUCUGUCAGAGGGAUUUUAAACGUGUCCGAUUUCUGAAUAAAGAAAUAAAAAGUCUAAAA